Messenger RNA from Enhydra lutris kenyoni (northern sea otter), 1233 nucleotides. Its product is annotated as coiled-coil domain containing 152. The record is from RefSeq and is a predicted model, not a curated record. NCBI's taxonomy places the organism in Eukaryota, Metazoa, Chordata, Mammalia, Carnivora, Mustelidae.
AUGCUUGAGGGGAGGAGGGCCGAGGAGGUGGAACUCGGUUGGAGGCGCAGGUGGGGCCGGGAGGAACGCGGGCCUGUUGAGGCGGGAACGGACUUCCGGGGAGGGGACAGCCGUGUGGGGCGGACCUGCACGCGGAGGAGGAGGAGGAGGCGUGGGAAACCGGGGGGACCUGUGAGCCGAGGCAAGUACGCUCCAGGCUUUUUGUCGGUGGGUUCGAAAUUCCCAAGUUGCCCUUGGAAAUUCUUUUCUUCAACCCCUCACAGUCUCCCAGCCCCUAGCAGGGUUUUGACCCAGCCACUCCCCGCGGCCCGGACGUGCACAGCCCGAAGUCGAGCUGGGCUCCUCUGGCCCCCGGGACGCGGGUGGAGGGAGCGGCGCCCCGGGCUUGCGACUGAGCGAAUUCGUGGAGGGCAGCAGGGCGGGGAGAAGAGGAGUUUAAACAUGAGUGAAAGCAGCGAAGAAUGUGUGAAAAAGAUUGGCAGUGUGAAUCUUGACAAACUUAUAGAUGACUUCUCACAGAUAGAAAAGAAAAUGAUAGAAACCAGUGGAAAGAAUAAUAUACUGGAUAUACAAUUGGAAAAAACUAACUAUUUGUUAAAAGUAAUGCAAACAAAAGAGGUCUCAAUUAAAGAAGAAUGUGCUACUCUUCAUAAUAUGAUAAAAGGGCUACAACAGACCAUUAAAUCUCAACAUGAUUUGAGAGGUGAAAAUGAACAACUAAAAAGAAGUGCUGAUCUUAUGAAAGAAAAUUUUAAAUCUCAUGAACAGGAAUAUAAGAAUAAUAUUGCCAAACUUAUGAGUGAAAUGAAAAUCAAAGAGGAGGGAUAUAAGAUAGAAAUAAGGAAACUUCAUCAGGAUAUGCAGGAAAAAAUUGAGUCAAAUGAAAAAAAGCAUAAAGAACUGAUAGAGAAAAAGGAGGUAGAAAUUUCAGAGUUAAAUGCAAAGUUGAGAACUCAAGAAACGGAGAAACAAAGUGAAAUUAUCAAAUUACAGUUAGAGUUUGAUGCCAAACUAGCAAGAGUUCAAACUAAAUCAAAAUCAUAUCCAGAUUCUACUGUUUUGCCACAGAGUAUCUACAGAAGGAAGCUUCAACAUCUUCAAGAAGAAAAAAACAAGGAGAUUGCAGUUCUUCGGAAUACCAUUCAUGAUUUAGAGCAACGCCUCUCCCUUAACAAAGAUUCUGAUCUUAAACCUACUGGGAAAGGUUCUUACCUUAAGCGUAGACGGUUUUGA